Tachysurus fulvidraco (yellow catfish) is the source of this 3435-nucleotide messenger RNA. It is a transcript of the gene rrn3, whose product is annotated as RRN3 homolog, RNA polymerase I transcription factor. The coding region runs from base 220 to 2037 and encodes 605 amino acids. Gene Ontology annotation, cellular component: nucleus. Lineage: Eukaryota; Metazoa; Chordata; Actinopteri; Siluriformes; Bagridae. The transcript has 17 exons. The record is from RefSeq and is a predicted model, not a curated record. Gene Ontology annotation, molecular function: RNA polymerase I core binding; RNA polymerase I general transcription initiation factor activity. Gene Ontology annotation, biological process: transcription initiation at RNA polymerase I promoter.
CGGGGAUUUGUAUGAAUACGGGUGUGGAUGAUCAUUAGGCGUCCUCGUGUCCGUCUCCGUUGUUUACUUACAGCUUCAAACGAGCGCAUUUUAUUAUUCCGUGUUUAUGAGGCGUGUAACUGAGCUUCAUUAGAGCUGAGUGAACAUGUCUCGACUUGUCCUAGGGUUAUAAACGUGUUGCUUAGGAUUUUAAUUAGAGUUUGGAGUUUAAACAUCAGCAUGGAGGUGGAGAGAGAUUUCAUGAACAGCCCUCCACCUAAAGCUGUGCGCUUUGGGGACAGUGUUGUCAACACUCUGGCUAAACUCAAGCAGGGAAAUACAAGUGACUAUGAGAUGAUAAAGCACCAACUUUCAGACCCUGACAUUAAGGACGCUCAGAUCAUCAGCUGGCUGCAGGAGUUCAGGUUGUGCGUCACACAACUCGGCAAAGAACACGAACAGCUCAUCUACAUGGUUCUGAGGCUGCCUUGGCUGGGCCGGAGUUCCGCUGUGGUGGACGAGUACCUGGCCUUCCUCAGUAACCUCAUCUCGGCUCAGACGGUGUAUCUGAGGUCGUGUCUCAAAACGCUGGUCUCUAAUUUCACCCCCAGAAGAGUCAGAAUCCAGGAAGGAAACGUGGACAUAUCGGAUUCAGACGAUGACGAAGAGAACCUGCCCAGGAUAUUCGAUCACUGUCAUCAGGCCUUGCAGAUGAUCGCGAGAUACGUUCCAUCCACCGGUCGCUUCCUGAUGCCAAUCCUCGGCGACAACUUCCCUUUUGUACAGAAAUCCUCCAGAACUCUGGAAUGUUAUGUUCAUAACCUGCUGCGUAUCACGGUCUAUAUUCCGGCUCUGAGACGAGACGCUCUGGAGCUCAUCAUCAGUAAGAUGCUCACACUGGAUGUGAGCGCCCCCCGCAGUGAGAUCGAGGAGACGGAGAGUGUGAGAGAGCAGAACCACGACACAGGGACUGAUGGAGACUUUCUGUUCAACAUGGACGAGGACGUGGACGAAGGCUCUCCUCUUGACGGCGGUCUGCACAUGUUCCACUCCGUAGCCGAGAGACUGGACACGCUGAUGUUAGUGCUGCUGGCCUACAUUAAGGACGCGAGCCACGUUGACGGUGUGUUGGACGUCGAGAGAGUCAAACUUCUGUACAGAGAUCUGGUGUGUGUGUUUGAUAAGCUGGUGCUGCCCACACACGCUUCCUGUCACGUGCAGUUCUGUAUGUUUUACCUGUGCAGCUUUCGCCUGGGUUUAGCUGAAGCCUUCCUCGAUCACCUCUGGAAGGUGCUACAGAGUCCGUCUCAGCCUGCUGUCCUCCGCCAGGCCGCUGCAGCCUACAUGGGCAGCUUCCUCGCCAGAGCCAAGUUCAUUCCCAUAGCGACGGUGAGGGCGUGUCUGGACCUGAUGGUUCCUUGGCUUCAUCUGUACAUAGACAGCCAAGAUUCGGGUUCUAAAGCGUUCUGUGACAUUUCGCUACACGGGCCGUUCUACGCUUCCUGCCAGGCCGUGUUUUACACGCUCAUCUUCAGACACAAAGCCAUCGUAGAGGGCAACAUGAAGAAAGGCUUGGCCUAUUUACAGAGUUUGAAUUUGGAACGGAUCGUCAUGAGUCAACUGAACCCGCUGAAAGUUUGUUUGCCAGCCGUCACCAACAUGUUUGCCGCCAUCAUGAGGAAAUAUCAGCUGGUGUUCUGCUACACCAUCAUCGAGCGAAACAACCGCACCAUGUUGCCCGUAGUGAGGAGCUCAGUGGGCGGAGACUCGCUCUCCACCAAUACCAAUCCUCUGGACACCUUUUUCCCCUUUGACCCGUAUUUACUAAAGAGAUCCGGGCAGUAUUUUGAAUCCAUCUAUCAGGUGUGGGAAGAGCCGAGCGACUGCAUGGCAGCUCCGAGGAAAGACGUCGCUAAAAAUUCUACAGAAGAGGAAGAUGACUUCCUGCAUGGGGAAACUCCUAAGGCUGACAUGGUGAUGGGGUCAUAUGAGUCGCACCUACGCAGCCCCAGCAGUGUGGGAUCUCCUCCCAUCGCCUUCCUCCAACGGCCCUUUUGAUACAUACACACACGUUUCCAGCAUUUAGCACACACACACACACACACACACACACACACACACACACUCUAAGAUGGACUGUUUUCUUUACCCCCAAUCGUCUGUAGCAUUCUCCUUCUGUACACACAACCUCAAGAUACAGAUCCUUCAAGAGGCCUCGUGAGCCAUUUUUUUUGUACAUUUCUUAUAACUUAUAAGUUGAAAAUGGAUGACAAGAAUCAAGUGUAAAUAAUAAGAUUUAAUAUUUUAAAAAAGCAAGACAGUUGCUUUAGAAGGUUUUUUCCAAGUCAAAUCCUUUUAAAUGUUCAUUUUUCUUUGCCACGUUCUCUGUCCGUGACCUUAAGCGCUAACGGUAGCUAACUGGUUAACAGGAGAUCCCCCGAUGUUCGGCUAACUCUCACAAGCUAAUCUCGAAGGAUGCUGUUUCCUUUCGCAUCCAUACAUAUUCAUAAUAUUCAUUAAUUCCGAAGCUAACCUAACAGGAAUUCUCACAUCUUAGCAAUCCCUUAGAGUUAAAUUGAAUAAGCAAUCUUUAUGUCGCUCAUGUUGGCUAACUUUACAUGUUUACAUGUGAGAUAUUUUUAUAAAUAUUUAUAGCAUUCACUGUUAGCCAUAUUCGGUGUUUCUAAUUUUAACAUCUCAUGCUAUUUAAGUGGCUGACAGGAUUUCUGAGAACUGUAAAUCUGUACAUAUUUAUAAUCGUCAGGGCUAGUGAAAGCUAGCUGGCUAAUAUUUCUCAGUUUAAUCCUGACGGUCGGCUAGUUCACGUGAGCAAACCUGCUAAUAUUUCUGCAGCGAUUUUUAAAAGAUAUUUGUAUUCACUGCUCGUAAUCAUACUUGUUAGCUAUCAGCUAUUAUGACGUGACAGGACUUUCCGGUUAUAUAUUUGUGAGCGUUAAUAACGCUCACGGCUAAUGCUAGUCAGCUAGCAUGGAAGGUUCGUGUUCACGGGUGGCUCUGUAUGUUUGUGCUUCUCCAGCUUUCAUCAGGCUUUUUUUUUUUUUAUUUGUAAAACAUUGUAUUGAUUAUAAGAUAGAAAAAUAUCUAUAACACAAUGAACUUUUAGUUAAUACUUUAAACUGACUCGAGUAAAUCGAGACAAAUAGUUUUGGUCAUCCUUUAAAAAGAUAAACGUUUCCUGCAAAAAAAAACAACCACAGGCUCAGAUUCAACUAGUGUGUUAAUUAAGAGGAAAUUUUAUGUUAGAAAACCAUCCUUUACACAGAUGUAAGGUUUCUGUUAACGGUUGUGGUAAAUGUUUAUAUUUGCAUAUGCAAAUUAGGUAUGAAUUUAGUGAAUAUGUGCUGUUUGCUGCAGUUCUGCCACAAAUCGACAUUUUGUGUGUUUGUGGCAAAUAUGUGGCUAACUUUACAAUAAAAUACAAAACUGAUGAUUAAA